GAAGAAAGAAAAAGAAACCCCAAAACCAAAAUAAUAAUAAUAAUAAUAAUAAUAAGAGAAAAAGUUGCAGAAAAAUUCAGUUUCUUCGUUGUUCCUUGCUCUUAUCUGAGUGAGCUGAGCUCCAUUGAUGAGCUGAUCGGCUUUCACGCAAUUCUUCUCUUCUUUUUUGUUUAUAAUGCGCGCCCUUCUGACCUUAAGGCCGCCAUCUUCAAACCCACCGCCAUGUCUUUCUUCUCUCCAUUUCUCUCCUCCUCUUUCCUCUUCUUUCCUCUUCAGCUUCAGACCCAACAAGCGCUUUCACUUCCUCAAGCCUUGUUCCUCUCUCAAGCAAUCCAAGAAACCCACUCUUCAGAAGACACCCACUAGCGCCCCUCAGAGCUUCAAGUGGCUCUUUAGCCCCAAAUCCAACGACGACGACGCCGGCGAUAAAGGGAAUAAAGGGGUGGACGGAGAUGGAGACGUUUUGGAAGAUGGCACCGCGGUUACGGGCACCCUUUUGGCUGGUGUGCUGCUUGUUGGGGUUAUUGGUGGAUUUGCAUUUGCUGGAUAUGUUUACAGGGAUCCGAUUAACGCGUUCUUGAAUCAGUUUUCGACGUUUAUUGAUGGAUAUGGUCCAGCAGGAUAUGCUUUAUUCGUAGCAGUAUAUGCAGGAUUGGAGAUCCUUGCAAUUCCCGCCAUUCCAUUAACAAUGUCAGCUGGGCUACUCUUUGGCUCUGUAAUUGGGACAGUUAUAGUAUCCAUCAGUGGAACGGUUGCUGCUAGUGUUGCCUUUUUGAUUGCUCGGUAUUUUGCUCGUGAGCGUAUUCUUAAGCUAGUAGAAGGAAACAAGAAAUUUGCUGCCAUUGACAAAGCCAUUGGAGAAAAUGGUUUCAAAGUUGUCACACUCCUACGUUUGAGCCCUUUGCUUCCAUUUUCUCUCGGAAAUUAUUUAUAUGGACUCACAUCUGUCAAAUUUGUUCCCUAUGUGUUAGGAAGCUGGCUGGGGAUGCUUCCAGGAACCUGGGCUUAUGUGAGUGCGGGCGCCUUUGGACGUGCAAUUAUUCAAGAAGAGUCUGAAGUUGGUUUGCUAGGAGGGGGAAAUGGUCAGCUAUGGACUUUAGGACUGGGAUUGCUGGCAACAGCAUUGGCUGCUGCAUACGUUACACGAUUAGCCAAGGAUGCUAUGAAGGAUAUUGAAUAGACAUAGCGCCUUGCUGAAAGUAGGAGGUAUAAAUUAAAUUCAAAAUUGAAUUUGAAAAUUGGCAAAUGCUCUGUAUAUUUUUUAUUUGACCAAUUAAGAGAGAAACUUCUUCAUGUUGCUGAGAAUGUAUAAUAUUUACAAUAAUCAAUAUAAUUAAUCUCUAAUUGUAAUUUUAA
Benincasa hispida (wax gourd) is the source of this 1356-nucleotide messenger RNA. RefSeq names its product SNARE associated Golgi protein family. NCBI's taxonomy places the organism in Eukaryota, Viridiplantae, Streptophyta, Magnoliopsida, Cucurbitales, Cucurbitaceae. The record is from RefSeq and is a predicted model, not a curated record.